CCUGGAGCCAGCCUGGCUACCACUGCCCUCGUCCUCCCGGUGGACUCCGGCUGGGGUGAGGAUCCUGGUGCACCAGUGCCAGCCCGCAGGCCCUGUGGAAGGCCCUUGGGGUGCCUGGGGAGAGAUGGAUCUUGGCAGGAGAGGGACAGGAGAGGCCCGGCAAGCUGCCGAGCAGGGCGGGCCUUGCUCACAUGGGCUGUGGGCGGGUCAGGCAUUGAGUUUCGCUUCCCGCCACUGCUGAAGCAGCAGCCCAGACCCAGUGAGUGGCCCAGCUGCUGCUGCUGCCUUGGUACCCCACGAUGAGCUCGCAGGCACCACCCCCGGGGCCUAUGCAGGCCCUUAUAUUCUUGGACCUGGAGGCCACCGGACUGCCCUUCUCCCAGCCCAAGAUCACGGAGCUGUGCCUGCUGGCCGUUCACAGAUGUGCCCUGGAGAGCGCCCCUCCCUCCGAGGGGCUGCCUGCCGCAGUGCCCUCGCCCCCUCGUGUGGUGGACAAGCUCUCCCUGUGUGUGGCCCCAGGAAAGGCCUGCAGCCCCGCAGCCAGCAAGAUCACAGGGCUGAGCACCACUGCGCUGGCAGCACACGGGCGUCAACGCUUUGACGACAACCUGGUCACCCUGCUCCUGGCCUUCCUGCAGCGCCAGCCGGUGCCCUGGUGCCUCGUGGCACACAACGGUGACCGCUAUGACUUUCCCCUGCUCCAGGCAGAGCUGGCUACGCUGGGCCUCUCCAGUGCUCUGGACAGUGCCUUCUGUGUGGACAGCAUGGCUGCCCUCAAGGCCCUGGAACAAGGCAGUAGCCCCUCGGAGCACAGCCCAAGGAAGAGCUACAGCCUGGGCAGCAUCUACACCCGCCUGUAUGGGCAGGCACCGCUGGAGUCUCACACGGCCGAGGGUGACGUCCUCGCCCUGCUCAGCGUCUGUCAGUGGAGGCCACAGGCCCUGCUGCGCUGGGUGGACGCUCACGCCACCCCCUUCAGUGCCAUCAAGCCCAUGUAUGGGGCCACUGCCACUACUGGGACCAGCCCAAGGCCAUCUGCUUUGGUAACCACCCCACCCCUAGGCAGUGCCAAGAACGCCAGUCCAAGCCAGGGGAAGGGCCGCAAACCCAAGACACUUCCCACGACAAAGGGCCCUGGAGCCCCGCCCAGGGGAGAACUGCUGGCCCCACUGGGCCUGCUGGCUUUCUUGACCUUGGCAGUAGCCACACUGUAUGGACUAUCCCUGGCCACACCAGGGCAGUAGGCCAAGGCAAACCCAAUAAAGACCGCCCCAUCCCAGCACUGAA
Messenger RNA from Lepus europaeus (European hare), 1287 nucleotides. RefSeq names its product three prime repair exonuclease 1 (gene TREX1). The coding region runs from base 300 to 1244 and encodes 314 amino acids. Gene Ontology annotation, cellular component: cytoplasm. The transcript has 2 exons. Gene Ontology annotation, molecular function: nucleic acid binding; 3'-5'-DNA exonuclease activity. Gene Ontology annotation, biological process: DNA catabolic process. The record is from RefSeq and is a predicted model, not a curated record. NCBI's taxonomy places the organism in Eukaryota, Metazoa, Chordata, Mammalia, Lagomorpha, Leporidae.